AUGUCCUCUGAGGGCGAUGCGGAGGGUGAGGCGUCGUCAGGGCCGCUGUCGCAUGUGGACUGGGAUCGGAUCGAGCACAAGCUGGCUAACCUGCCGACGCUGGAGCGGCUGCUUCAGGAGUCGAACCCAAACGACUUCACCACUGCUGAUGUGGAGGCGGCGGCGCGCUUUGUACGCGACAUCGUAGCGACCCAGCCGCAGUGCGACGCGGAUAUCGAGAGGGCUCAGCGUAGACUUCAGAAAGCGUACCGACGUGUCUUCAAAAAGUCGCUGCUACUAGCAGGGUACACACAGCUGCUGCGCGAGGCGGUGACAGGGGCGAAUGGCACCAGUAUACCUGCGCAGCCCCACCAAGAGAGCAUCGUCUUUCCUGGUGCACCCGAUUCUGCUGCUGUUCUCUCGGACCUGGAGGACGCCGUACCUUCGAUCUCGUCCACGCCCGGGACUUCGCCAUCCCCCCCUGAGAAGACGUCUGUGGUAUGCCCGGUGCUGGAGCGCUACCUCGUGUUCAAGGCUCCGCGUAGUCAGUCCGGCGUACUGGUCGUUACCGUGUUCACCUCCGCUUACCCGGAUGGGCAGAACUUCAGCUGCCAGUGGAACUGCUAUUACUGUCCCAACGAGCCGGGUCAGCCACGCAGCUACUUGCUGAACGAGCCUGGCGUACGACGGGCGAAUCGCCUCAUGUUCGAUCCGUACCGCCAGUUCGAAGAGCGUGUCCGCUCUCUCAUGGCAAUUGGCCACCCUGCCGACAAGGUGGAGCUGCUCGUGCUGGGUGGUACAUGGGAGAGUUAUCCACGGCAGUACCGUGAGCGCUUCAUCCGAGACCUCUUCUACGCGGCAAACACCAUGUUCGACCCACCGAGGGCGCCGCGACGACCACCGCUGGAGCUGCUGCAGGAGCAGCUGCUGAAUGAGUCCGCCCACUGUAGGAUCAUCGGGGUGACACUGGAGACGCGUCCAGACACGAUCAACCCAGCGAUGCUCGUGGAGCUCCGCCGAUUUGGUUGUACUCGAGUGCAGCUCGGAGUGCAACACACGGACGACCGCAUUCUCACCCUCGUGAAUCGCCAGUCCACUCGCGAGGACACCGUCAAUGCCAUCAAGCUGUUGAAGGACAGCUGCUUCAAGGUGGACAUCCACCUCAUGCCUGACCUGCCCGGUGCGAGCUCCUCCAUUGACAAGGCCAUGUUCGAUGACGUGCUUGACUCCCCGUACCUCCAGGCUGACCAGUGGAAGAUUUACCCGUGCCAAACGACGCCUUUCUCAGUGAUUGAGCAGUGGUAUAAGGACCGCAAGUACACCCCCUACGGCCUGGAGAACUUGAUCGACGUGCUGCUCUACGCCAAGGCGCGCGUGCACCCGUGGAUUCGCAUUAACCGGGUAAUCAGAGACAUCCCUGUGGACUACAUCCUUGCUGGUGUCGAGGUGGCAAACCUGCGCCAGUUGCUCGCCUGCAAGUUGCGAGAGCGCGGGGAGAGAUGCCGCUGCAUUCGAUGCCGCGAAAUCAAAGGUGACAAAACUGUUGCGGAGAGGCUGAAGUCCGCUAUCCUGCAGGAGCGGCGCUACGAGGCGAGCGAAGGGACGGAGGUAUUUCUGUCGGUCGAGAUGCCGACGGACGACGCGACCAUUUUAGGCUUCCUGCGCCUGCGACUGAACAUCCGUAACUGGGAGACACCGUUUGCGGAGCUGCUGCCGUGCGCGCUCAUUCGCGAGCUACACGUCUACGGCAAUCUCCUGCCCACCUACGUGGAGGAGGCGGGUCGCGCGCAUGCACCGGCAGCACAGCACAACGGCAUUGGACAGCGCCUCCUGAAGCGAGCGGAAGCGAUCGCCAGGACGGAGGGCUACAGCCACAUCGCCGUGAUCAGCGGCGUGGGCGUCCGCGGGUACUAUAGGCGCUGUGGCUACCGACUACUGGCUGCCUCCCGCGGCGGCUUUCUCGUGAAGAACCUUGUGGACGUGGGCGAUGCGUUGGCUGGUGCGCCGAUAACUGCAUCUCAGGUUGCACCCCUCGAGUAUUCUCUAGAGCGUGACGAAGCGUUGCUGCGACGGGUAGCGGCAAAUCGAGGGGUAUCCACCUCGCUGGUCUCGGGUGCGGUGCUGCCCCUCGGCGUAGCCACAGCCGCCACACUGCUGACGCAUGCGACUGCGUGGUGCGGCAAGCUACGUACCAGCGUUACGCAAUGGUGGUCAACUCGAAAGCGCUGCCGUGAGGAGGAGGUGGAGCAGUGGCCGCCGAGCGGUGCGGAGGGACAUGUUAAACCAACAGCGCAAACACCAUAA
Leishmania braziliensis MHOM/BR/75/M2904 is the source of this 2283-nucleotide messenger RNA. RefSeq names its product histone acetyltransferase-like protein. Bases 1 to 2283 code for a protein of 760 amino acids. NCBI's taxonomy places the organism in Eukaryota, Euglenozoa, Kinetoplastea, Trypanosomatida, Trypanosomatidae. The record is from RefSeq and is a predicted model, not a curated record. Gene Ontology annotation, cellular component: nucleus; elongator holoenzyme complex; cytoplasm. The transcript has a single exon. Gene Ontology annotation, molecular function: acyltransferase activity, transferring groups other than amino-acyl groups; iron-sulfur cluster binding. Gene Ontology annotation, biological process: tRNA wobble base 5-methoxycarbonylmethyl-2-thiouridinylation.